Messenger RNA from Cyphellophora attinorum, 1038 nucleotides. RefSeq names its product Aldehyde 2. Bases 1 to 1038 code for a protein of 345 amino acids. The transcript is spliced from 4 exons. Gene Ontology annotation, molecular function: oxidoreductase activity, acting on the CH-OH group of donors, NAD or NADP as acceptor. The record is from RefSeq and is a predicted model, not a curated record. Lineage: Eukaryota; Fungi; Ascomycota; Eurotiomycetes; Chaetothyriales; Cyphellophoraceae.
AUGUUCUCUAAACGAGCCAUUCCUGAGGGUAGCCUCGUGCUUGUGACAGGAGCUACAGGAUUCAUCGGAAGCCAUGUGAUCGACCAGCUGUUGCAGCUAGGCUACAAGGUGCGAGGAACUGCCCGAAGCCAGGAGAAAGGUGCGUGGGUCAAGGACUUGUUCGACAAGAAGUAUGGUCCCGGCAAAUUCGAAGUCGUGGAAGUCCCAGAUAUGAGCAGUCCGGGCGCAUUCGAUGAGGCCAUCAAGGGAGCUUCAGGCUUCGUCCACGUCGCUACACCAGUCAUGCAGAAUCUCGACCCGAACAAGGGCAUCCCACUGGUGGUGAAUGGCGCCUUAAACAUGCUCAACGCCGCCAAAUCGGAACCAAGUCUGACACGCGGUGUCCUCACAUCAUCCUCGACGCCGCGGCCGACCCGAAUCCGAAUGUCGAGUUGUAACGUGAUUGACGAAAAGACCUGGAAUGACCAAAUCCUCGACAAAGCCUGGGCACCUCCCCCGUAUGAAGGUGUUCCGCGGAAAUUGGCCGUCUAUUCCGCCAGCAAGAUGCAGUCCGAACAAGCCGCUUGGAAAUUCAUCGAGGAAGAAAAGCCAUCCUUCACCCUGAACGCAGUCCUUCCCAACGCGAAUCUGGGUCUUGUGCUCUCUCCUGAGCACCAAGGCGCUCCCAGCACGGUAGGCUGGCUCAAGGCACUCUGGAACGGCUUCGCGAGUGAGGACGAGAAGGCGCUGUCGAAGAAUCCGCCGCAAUACUUCAUCAACGUUCAGGACAACGCUCGCGUGCACGUAGCCGCGUUGAUCUCGCCAGAUGUCAACAACGAGCGCCUCUUCACGUUCGCAAAACCGUACAAUUGGAAUGAUAUCCUGGCGAUAUAUCGCAAGAACUAUCCGGAGCACAAGUUCAUUGAUGACUUGCCAGAUCUAGGUCGCGAUCUGUCCAAGGUGGCAAACGAGCGUGCUGAAGAGCUGCUAAAGCGGUUCGACGUUCCUGGCUGGACAAGCUUGGAGCAGAGUGUCAAGGAUGCUGUGUUCUGGGCUUGA